This is a messenger RNA of Symbiodinium sp. CCMP2592, 1515 nucleotides long. The record is from the annotation of a GenBank genome assembly. Lineage: Eukaryota; Dinophyceae; Suessiales; Symbiodiniaceae.
AUGGAAGAAGCCAUCGUGCUCCGUGGCCCAUCGCAGACGGGCAAGUCGACCUUCAUGAACAUGGCGACCCAGCUGCAGCAUCUAUCAACGAAGGACCUGUCACUAGUCUUGCUUCCAGGGGAUGCAGCGGCCGCGGCGACCGGUAAUGGCUCCGGCGAGUCCGUGACACACGACACCGCAACUCGGCGCACGUCUUUGGGCCUCGUGGUUGAUGGUCCCGGCGACAACGACUCUAUGAUGCGGUUCACGAACGAGGAGGCGGGAAGGCGCUACGCAGUGGGGGUCGCGGCCCUACGUGUGCAGCGGCUCAAGUUUCUGAUCUUCGAGAGCUUGGCGUCCCCUGCGGUGCAGCUCCGUGCCUCGUUGGCGUCCCUUGGGACCGCCUUCGGUGCCUCCGUCUUGCCGGGUGUCGUUGUGCUGGCCUCGCAGGCGGACCUUCGUGCAGGUCCUCAGCGAGAGGUGCGACUCAACGCACUACGUGCUGUCAUGGCCGAGCAGAACAUCACGGAGCUGGUCUUGUGGCAGCACGCAGACAGCCUGGACCAGGCAGGCGUGCAGGCAGAGCUGGCAGAGCUUCAAGCGGCGCUGCAGAGGGUGCCAGGUGUGUCCACAUCGGCGCUUGAAGAUCUUUGGCAGCGACAGAGGCAGCGUGCUCAGGAGCUCUGUGAUCGCCAGACCGCACGCACGAGGGUGGUCCAAGUGGAGGAGCAGUUCGCGGAGCCCUACACGGACCAGGAGGCAUACCAGGAACAGGAGCCUUACACCGAGCAGGAGCGCUACACAGAGCAAGUGCCCUACACGGAACAGGAGGCUUACGAGGAGAAUGAGCCCUACACCGUAACGGAGUAUCACAACGUGCAGGUGGAAGAGCAGAGAACCAAGAGACGAGGCGGACUCGCUGGGGCUUUGGGCCAAAGGAAGACGUACACGGUCCAGGUCACCAAGAGAGUUCCCGUCCAGGUGCAGAGGCAGAGGCCCGUGACGCGCCAGCGUGAAGUGACGCGUUACCGAGCCGAAGAGCGCACUCGGCCCGUGACGAAGUACCGUGCGGUCACCAAGCAGAGAGAUGUGACCCGCUACCGCACCGCAACGCGCACUGUGGACCGCACGGUCGAGUACUUCCUGCCUCUGGAGGACUUCCACCAGCCAGCCCUGGAAGAGAUCCUCGCCGAGGUCACGCAUGUCUUGGAACACCAGGUGCCGGAGAUCCUGGAGCUGACCAGCGGUGACUUCACCCUCCGCAUCAGCCCAACUCAUCGAGUGGUCACGCCAGAUGGCGAAGUCCAGGCCGACAGCUUGGUCACAGGGGACUUCAUCGUCUCCACCAGUAGGCAGGCACGUCGGUUGACCAACGUGGUGGCCGUUUUCCACGAGCCGCCGGAGAUGAUCUUGACGAUGGGGCAGCGUGCAAGAUCGGCCCGGCGCAGCCGCAUGAAUCGCAGAGGUCGGGGAAACCCUGGACAUGCAGAUGAGGUCAGCAUUCCGGAGACGGCCCCGGGACUGUACCGUGACUGA